AUGGCCAUGUGGUUUCCUGUCUGCAGAAACUGGAAGCUGGGGUGCGAGGACUCAACGGGCGAUUUUUCGCAGCCCCCCAGACAGGACUAUGAGGCCCUGAAGGAAAGGUGCCUGAGGGACGGCUGUCUCUUUGAGGACAAGAGCUUCCCAGCCACCCUGAGCUCCAUCGGCAGUGGGCCCCUGCUGCGGAAGCUGCCAAGCCGCCUGCAGUGGAGGCGGCCUCCGGAGCUGCACAGCAACCCCCUUUUCUAUUCUGCCAAGGCCAAACGGCUGUAUCUGUGCCAGGGAUUGGUAGGUGACUGCUGGUUCUUGGCAGCUUUGCAAGCUCUGAGUUUGCACCAGGACAUCCUGAGUCGCGUUGUUCCCCUGAAUCAGAGUUUCACGGAGAAGUAUGCUGGCAUCUUCCAGUUCUGGUUCUGGCACUUUGGAAAGUGGGUUCCGGUUGUGGUGGAUGACCGACUGCCUGUGAAUGAAGCUGGCCAGCUGGUCUUCGUCUCUUCCACCUACAAGAACUUGUUCUGGGGAGCUCUUCUGGAAAAGGCCUAUGCUAAGCUCUCUGGCUCCUAUGAAGACUUGCAGCGUGGACAGGUGUCUGAAGCCCUUGUGGACUUCACUGGAGGGGUGACAAUGACCAUCAACCUGGCAGAAGCCCCUGACAACCUCUGGGAUGUCCUAACCCGAGCCAUCUACAGCAGAACCCUGAUUGGCUGCCAGACCCACUGCGGGAAGGAGCGGGUGCUGGAGAAUGGGCUGGUGGAUGGCCAUGCCUACACACUCACAGGCAUCAGGAAGGUGACCACCAGACAUGGACCUGAGUAUCUCGUCAGGCUCCGGAACCCCUGGGGGAAGAUAGAGUGGAGAGGAGACUGGAGUGACAGCUCGAGUAUGUGGGAUCUACUGAGCCCCAAGGAGAAGAUUCUGCUGCUGAGAAAAGAUAAUGAUGGAGAAUUCUGGAUGUCACUGCGGGACUUUAAAGCACAUUUCAUGCUUCUGGUCAUCUGUAAACUGAGCCCAGGCCUGCUGACUCAGGAGGUGGGCCAGAAGUGGUCGUACACCAUGCUGGAGGCGAGAUGGGAGAAAGGGAGCACUGCCGGUGGCCAGAUGAAGUCGCCCCAAGACACAUUUUGGAAGAACCCGCAGUUCCUGCUGUCCAUCUGGAGGCCCCAGGAGGGCAGGAGGUCCCGGUCGCUCUGCAGUGUGCUGGUGUCCCUGCUCCAGAAGCCCAGACACAGGCACCGCAACCGGAAGCCUCACCUCGCCAUUGGCUUCUACCUCUUCAAGAUGAGCCAGAGCUUCGAUGCCCAGAAGAAACUGCCCUCUGAGUUCUUCUGGAAAAAUGCUUCCCUGAGUUGCCCUGCGACGUUUCUCACAGAGAAGGAAGUGAGCCAGGAACUGUGGCUGGAGCCAGGGACGUACGUGAUCGUGCCCUGCACAUCUAAGGCCCGUCAGGAGUCUGAGUUCGUCCUCAGAGUCUUCUCCAGGAAGCACGUGUUUUAUGAAAUUGGCAGCAAUUCCAGUGUCAUCUUCUCUAAGGAAAUUGUAGACCAAAGUGAAGGGAAGGAUGAAUUCUUCACCAAACUCUUUGAAAAGUAUCCAGAAAUAAAUGCGAUCCAACUGCAGAAUAUCCUGAACCACAUGCCCUGGUCAGGUCUAGGAAGCAAACAGCCUCUCUUCAGCCUUGAGGCCUGUCAGGGUAUCCUGGCCCUGCUGGAUCUUAACGCAUCCGGCACUGUGAGUAUCCAGGAAUUCAGGGACCUGUGGAAGCAGCUGAUGUUCUACCAGGAGGUUUUCCACAAGCAAGACACUAACCAGUCAGGAUCCCUGAAUUGGGCCCAACUACGGGCUGCCAUGAGGGAGGCAGGAAUCGUGCUCAGUGAUGGCGUCUGCCAGCUGAUGCUUAUCCGCUACGGCGGCCCCGACCUCCAGAUGAACUUCGUCAGCUUUGUCCACUUGAUGCUGCGUGUGGAGAACAUGGAGGAUGUCUUCCAAAACUUGACCCAAGACGGCAAAGGGAUAUACCUCCAGAAGCCAGAGUGGCUAAUGAUGGCUCUGUACUGCUGA
Molecule: messenger RNA, 2061 nt
Organism: Budorcas taxicolor (takin)
Lineage: Eukaryota; Metazoa; Chordata; Mammalia; Artiodactyla; Bovidae
Gene: CAPN14
Product: calpain 14
Exons: 21
Coding region: 1-2061 (686 amino acids)
Biological process (GO): proteolysis
Cellular component (GO): cytoplasm
Molecular function (GO): calcium-dependent cysteine-type endopeptidase activity; calcium ion binding
Source: RefSeq, a predicted model, not a curated record